Messenger RNA from Carassius gibelio (silver crucian carp), 1747 nucleotides. RefSeq names its product galectin-related protein B-like. The transcript is spliced from 4 exons. NCBI's taxonomy places the organism in Eukaryota, Metazoa, Chordata, Actinopteri, Cypriniformes, Cyprinidae. The record is from RefSeq and is a predicted model, not a curated record. The coding region runs from base 123 to 572 and encodes 149 amino acids. Gene Ontology annotation, molecular function: carbohydrate binding.
AUUCAACGCCGGUCGGUCUCGCGCACUGCGAUGAUCAAUCCCGUGCAUGACAGCUAUUGUCCUCGCGCUUGAAACGUAACACCUGCACGACUAAACUAAAGCCAUUUGCGACAGAGGAAAGCAUGACAGAUAAGGGGGACAUCCGACACGAGGAGGACUAUGUUGGGGAGAUCAAAGGGGGUCUACGGCCGACCAUGAGGCUGGUAGUGAUGGGUAUUGUUCACAAGCAGCCCAAAAGUAUGGUAGUUUUAGUGGCAUGCCAGUCUAAAGGGGAGGGGGAUGAAGAAAUGGAAGGUGAUGUGGGUCUGGAGUUGAAAGUGAACUUCUCACAGAAGGCUGUGCUUCGUAACGCUCGUCUGUCAGGACAGUGGGGCGCUUCAGAAACCGCCCUGUCUUUCUUUCCCUUUGCUCCAGGAGAGGCAUUUAAGAUGGAGAUUGUGUGCGAGCACCAGCAGUUCCGUAUUCUGGUGGAUGGGCAGCCGUUGUGUGGUUUCACUCACAGACUGACUCAGCUCGCAUCUCUCACUGCUCUUAAAAUCAAUGGAGACUUACAGCUUACCAAAGUGGCUUGAGCAAGUGAAGAAUUUCCUGCCAAGAUGACACAGACUAUUCACAGAAGCAACUUAGCUGAGGAUUUAGAAUCCUGACCGUACUGUACACAAUUGUCUUUAAGUUCCAGAACCCCCUCAGUUCAUCUAGAACGUAUUUUAGUUGGGUCUGUUUGUUUUGAUAAACUAAUUGCCCAUUUUACCGUAUAUUGUUUCUCCAGUGAUUUUUAUUUUUAGUGGCAAAUGAGACUGUUCCUUUUAAAAGGGUUUUGCAUAUGUUUAGACACAUUUGUAGGAGAACAUUUGUAGGUUACCUUACGUGCAACCUAUUCAGAUAGCAUAACAAUUCUAAUUAAGAAUGAUUUGCCAUAAACUAAUAGAGAUAGAUUUCUUUCAUAUAGUUUUCAUAAUACAUAAUGUACUACCUGAAAUGUUUUGUUUGCUUUCGAUUAGAUAUUUAGUCUCUUUGGCUCUUUGAUACAGAAGCAAAAGUGCCUUCAUUUGUUCCAUUAGAUGCACUUAUACAGUAGAGGACUUUUGGUGUGCUUGUAGCAGUAAUUCUUGUAGUUCAAAUUUAUUUGCAUUUACACAUUUGGCAGAUGCUUUUAUCCAAAGCAACUUGCAUUGCCUUCAAGGUAUACAUUUGAUAAAUUCCUGCAUUCCCUGAGAAUCAAACAUAGAAUCUUAGUGUUGGCAGUGACAUUCUUUACAGUUUAAGCUACAGGAAUGUUUUUUGUUUGCCUGUCUGAAAAUUUAUCAUUUCAACAGAAGUGAGUAACUAAGAUAAUCAUUUUUGUUUAUCCUUUGUUCAUUCAAAUGUACUUCAAAACAGUUUUGAUAACAUUCAGAACUUAAUGAUUCAUAAUUGACACCCGAUUGUUCUCUUUAAAAUGCAGUUCCCUGUGAUUGUAUUGAUUUAAAAAAAAAGGACUCAAAGUCCAUCUGAAGCCUGUACUUGGUGCUGUCUAUCUAAACACGUAAUGCUGCAAAUGAAGCAUGUGUUAAAUAGCAAGGUUUACUUGAAUGUCUUUUAUCAUCUAAUAACUGCAAUAUCUUCUGUAAACAGUAAACUUUUCUUAAAAAACUUUUAAGAUCUGAUUAAGUUAAUUAAUGUAUGUGUGUGUGUGUGCAUGUAAAAGUUUACAUUUGGGUAUGCUUGAAAGAGAGAGAGCAAGAAAUAUAUAAACAAAUAAAGUGUG